Cuscuta epithymum is the source of this 2628-nucleotide messenger RNA. The record is from the annotation of a GenBank genome assembly. NCBI's taxonomy places the organism in Eukaryota, Viridiplantae, Streptophyta, Magnoliopsida, Solanales, Convolvulaceae.
CUCCCCCCUGCACCCCAUUCGAACCCCAAAGAGAUAAGAGAGCAAAACGCAUCCACACAACCCAAGAGAGAAGGAAGGAAGAGAGCAGUCCGCAGGUUCGUUCUUCAGUGCGUAGUGCUGAUUGUUUGAGCAAUAACUUGAGAUUGACUCGUCCAAUUAAGGCGUAUAAGAUACCAAAAGAAAGCUCUCAAGACGAGGAAUCUGUGAAAGUCUGGUUUGCAUCAAUCUGAGUAGUGAAAGACUUCCAAAUCGUCCGAGCAAAACACAACCUCGCAGGAACGGAUUUACUCUCCUAAAGAAACGAGUUAACCGGAAAACACCCAUUCUAGGGGCCGUUUUCGUAUCAACGAUUAGGGGUUGAACUUGCACUUUGAGGAGGCUGUUUAACACUCAAUUCCAAGCAAGGAAUCAGUUCUCAAACCUUCUUGGCCGAGGCUUUGGUCAUUGGAGCGAGAAGGAAGGUUUUAAAGCUCAUUUGAGCACUUUAUAGCCCUAUAGAGUGCUGACCCCUUCGGGGGCGUCCCACUACCAUUUUUCAGGUUGAGGCUAGAGCUUGCUUCCUGUGCUCGUUGUUCGAGAGAUCAUCUAGGAGGGAAGACUUGAAAUGGACGGUGGUGGCAAGGUUACGAGAAGGAACCCGACGGGCCGUGCACCGGUGGCGACCGGGCAGGGAAGCCGUGGGACCUCGAGAGUGUCUAGAGGGGCGAGCCGUGGAGGCCGAUCGCACACUGUGAGCGACGGUCAUGUUGACACCGAGGAUGAAACCUACUGGUCCUAUGAGGACUCGACUUACCAACCGGAAACCGAGCCGGUUGAGACCCCUUACGAAGGGGAUGGCGAUGAUGUAAGUGAUGAAGAAGGGGAGAAUGACUCCCUAGCAAGAAUUGAGGCGCUGCUCUAGCAAUAUCAGCGGGAGCGCGAGGAAAGGAGGGACCGCCGAAGGCGCCGGGGAGGGCGAACUUCGGGUGGGGCUUCAAGAGGAAGAAUCCAUGGCGACUCUAGGGCCCACAUUGAACCACAUGGGGGCCGGGGUGAUGGAGGUCCAAUCAUAAGGAUCUCAAAAUUUCUCAAGGAGGCGAGAGACUUGGGGUGCAAAACCUUCAACGGAGCAGUUGACAUCUCGAUCGCCGCAGAAUGGAUCAAGAGGUUGAACGAAGCAGCCCUUGAUAUGCAACUCACCCCCGAAUUUAAACUAAGGGUGGCGGUGAGAUUGCUUGAAGGGACGGCAUCCACAUGGUGGGAUGGAGCCAAGGGAAAGUAUGGCAGGACCGUGACUUGGGAGAAUUUCCGACAGGAGUUCUUUGCCCAAUACUAUUCUGAUUUUGAGGCGAACACUAAGAGGAGAGAGUAUACCCUCCUGACCCAAGGUGGCAAAAUGACGGUGAGGCAACUAGAACAUAAAUUGAGGGAGCUCGCGGAGUUCAUACCGGAGUAUGUCUGUGACGAGAACAGGAUGGUAAAUCACUUCUGGAAUGCCUUAGACUUGGAGGUGCGUGAGAGGGCAACACAGUUGCCUAACAUGACCUUUAUCCAGGUGGUCGAGCAGGGAUUGAAAGGAGAGAAGGAAUGGGAAGAAAGGAAGUUGAAAAACGCCGAAGAGGCGAAGAAGAGAAAGUGGGAGAACCAUGGACCUCAGAGUCCUAACAAAAAGAGAAACCAUGGAGGAGGAUAUUUUCGGACACCCCCACUACCAUCUAGGGGAAGUCAAGGCCCGGGCAGGCAAUCACAAGCCUCAGGGGUGACUCGUUGCAAGAAUUGCAAGAGGAACCACCUGGGGAAAUGUCGUGACCCUCCUAGAUGCUACCAAUGCGGGAGCACCAGGCACAUGAAGAUGAGUUGCCCACAACUGGGCGGAACGAGGGCAUCAGAACCAAGUAGCGGGGCUACGGGGACGAGAAACCAAGCCCGGGGUUCCCAAUUAACUAGGGGGCAUGGAGGAGCAAGCACGAGCAACGCACCAUCGGUGAAUCAAGAAAGGACUCAAGCUAGAGUCUAUGCGAUGACGGAGGCGGAUGCUCAAGCUAACCCAGAUUUCGUUGCAGGAAGCAUGCUUGUUGGGGAUUUGGAUCGCGAUCAGAGUGCGAGCCGUAGCAUACAAGAGACGACGGAUGUUGCUAAAAAUAAUGGACAAAUGUGGAGGCAACAUGAGCAAUGAGUAGAUGGGGAGUGGUGAAGGGCUGAACAAGGGAGAAGACAGAUCGACGGUUUUCCCCCCUCCUGAGCCGCCGCCUGGGUCUGCUUGCAGGUUAUUUCCCGCAAUAACCCUUCGGAUAAGCUACCUCCCGGUACACUAUCCAUCACCCCGAUGGAGAUACUUGAAGAUUUACUGUAUGUAGUGCAACCGGUGAUGGUUAUGGACCGAUAAACAAAGAAGAUGAGGAGCAGGGCUGUCCAAUGCUAAAAGUGUUUUGAAAAAAUAACCGAGUCGAGGAAGAAACGUGGGAGAUCAAAGCCUCGAUGAAAGAGCAACUCCCAUUUCUCUUUGAUUAGUCAAGUGGAUUUCAGGGUCGAAAUCCCAUUUUAGGGGGGUAAACUUGUGCCAUCGUCCCCCGGGUGUAAAAUUUUUGUCGGUUAAAUGUAAUAAAUUUGAAAGUGUGACGAAUAAAGAUGGAUAAUUCAUUCUGCUUA